AGAGGUAUCCAACAUGGCGGCAAAUGUAGACGUUUUGAACAAGGCAUGGGGUGUUAUAUCUGCAGUCCUGACGCCAACAAACGAAAAUACACCUGUAGAAUCCCAUCGCCCCAGUCCGGAGUCAGACUUCCAGAAUGCCCUAGCAGUGAUGAAGCAAGAGGGUGUGGACCACAUCAUAGAAGAGUGGUUCCUGGAAACAUUACAACAGGAUCUCCGACACAGAGUAGGGCCAGAGUUCUGGAGACACUUUAUACCUGCAGAAACAGACAGCUGUAAUCCAUGUGGCCAGCUGUACAAAGCUGUGACGUAUCUCCAUGGCGUCACAUCGUCAUACUCUGCAAGUCUGCAGCGUCUGGAGGUGAUGCGGAGGGACAAGAUGGAGUCCGAUGAUGAAUCCCCACAGAGAAUAUCGGCCCUAGUAGUCACCUUCUAUAAAGCUGUCAUCUUUUUUUUACUGCCCAAAAACUUUUUGACAGCUGUAGAAAAGUUUUAUUCUGAGGCAUUUAAAGUCUUUCAUCACACAAGUGCAGAUGAUGAAGAAGGAGAAGAUGAAGAUCUUGGGUCUUGUAAUGGAUGUGGUGAAGAGUCAGACAGCUGUCGAUGUCAGGAUAUCAUGGAGAAAUUUCAUGCAGUCAACAGUAAACUUGACGACAUGGGUAUCCUGGAGCGGAUAUCUGGGGCAGCUGUCACCACCACUGUACAUGAGCAGAUCAAGCACCACAUCGAGGACACAUGUAAGGGCAACUAUGAGACAUCAUACUUGGACACGCUGCAGAAGUGGCUUGACAGCAAGGUGCUUGGAUGGCUAAACAUCAUCUACGCAGGCAAUCGGACGAGUUCUGGACCUGAAUGUAUAUCAGCCUUCAAGGGGAGACUACUCCACUUCCUGUACGAGACAUAUGCCAAGGCACUGAUAGAUCAGCUGUUUAAUAUCAUUAUUGAGUUUCCUGAGUCCGAGCCGGCAAUCAUGGACCUGAAAGUUUGUCUGGACAAAACUGACUUCCGCUCCCACCUGGUGUCGUCCUUGAGAGGGGCACUCGAGAACAGACUGUUGCACCCAGGUGUGAACACAGCUGAUAUUCUGACAGCGUACAUUGCUGCCAUCCGGUCUCUGCGAGUCCUUGACCCUGCCGGGGUCAUCUUGGAACUUGUAUGUGAACCUGUACGCAAGUAUCUCAGAUCCAGGGAUGACACAGUGCGAUGCAUUGUGAGCAGCUUGACAGACGAGGGGAGCAAUGAGCUGCUGGACGAGCUGGUCAAGUCCCAGCCACUGCUGCUGGACGAGGGGGUGCAGAGUGAUGACGAGAGUGACGACUGGCAGAGCUGGAUGCCCGACCCGGUGGAUGCUGAUCCAUCUACAACAUCCAAGAGCCGGAGAGCGUCUGAUAUCAUCAGUAUGUUGGUGAACAUCUACGGCAGCAAAGAGCUGUUUGUGAACGAGUACCGCACACUGCUGGCGGACCGCAUCCUGACCCAGUUCACGUAUGACAUUGAGCGUGAGCUGCGCUACCUGGAGCUGUUGAAGCUUAGGUUUGGGGAGUCGCAGCUGCACUACUGUGAGGUGAUGCUGAAGGACGUUGCGGACUCUAAGAGAAUUAACACCAGGAUCACUGAGGAGAAGGCCCAGCUAGGGGUCAAGGAGGAUAUUGAGAUGAAUGCCAUGAUCCUGUCAGCUCAGUUUUGGCCAGCCUUCAGAGAAGAGAAGAUAACUCUGCCAGAAGAAAUGCAGAAAGCUUUGGAAAACUACACCAAACGUUUUGAGGCACUGAAAGGAAACAGAACCCUUAGCUAUAAACCCCACUUAGGCCUCGUGAACAUUGAGAUUGAGCUGAAGGAACAGGUGCUGCCAUUCUCUGUCUCCCCUGUACAUGCUGCCAUCAUCAUGCAGUUCCAGAGACAAGGUAAAUGGACAGUUGAUGAGUUGAGCAGCGUCCUCCAAAUGCCUGCAUCCGCACUGCGCCGGAAGAUCACGUACUGGCAGAGUCAGGGGCUGUUGAAGGAGGAGGUGCCGGACACCUUCGUCCUGGUGGAGGAACACAAGGGAGGCACACACGACAUGAUGGGGGCAGAUGAUGACGAGGCUGAGUCGGCCAUGGCAUCGGCACAGGAACAGAGGGAGGAAGAACUACAGGUGUUCUGGACGUACAUCGUGGGGAUGUUGACGAACUUGGAGUGUCUGCCGCUAGAGCGAAUCCACAGCAUGUUGAGGAUGUUUGCCAUGCAGGGUCCCAGUACUGGGGAGUGUAGUGUGCAGGAGCUCAAGGUCUUCCUCGACAGGAAGGUCAAGGAACAGAAGCUGUUGUACAGUGGUGGCGUGUACAGGCUCCCGAAACCAUCCUGAUGUCCUUGACGGGUUAUUGUAGGUCUGACCACAACCCUGCCAUUAUGGUCAAGUAUGUUGCGGUACAGUGUGGGACCAGCAGGUGUACACACUCUCCUGAUGUUAUGAACAAGUAUGUUACUGUAAAGUGUCAGGCCUACAGGCUCCUGAAACCAUCCUGACAUUAUGGACAAGUAACCCGUGAAGAUCCGGGUUAGAAGUGAUCUUCAGAAUCCUAUGCUGGUUGUAUCGGGAUCAGGUAGUCAGGCUCGCUGACUUAGUUGACACACCGUGUCCCAACUGCGUAGAUCGAUGCUCGUGCAGUUGAUCACUGGAUUGUCUGGUCCAGACUCAAUUGUUUACAGACCGCUACCAUAUAGCUGGAAUAUUGCUGAGCGCGCGUAAAAGUAAACUCAGUACCUAUGGACAAGUAUGUCACUGUACAGCAAUAUUGGUAGAGGUCACCCCACCAUCCUGUCAUCUCUGGCUCCAGGAGUUGUCACAUAUACAUGUUAUCACACCAGAUCCGGGUUACAAUUAGUCUUCACUAACCCACACUUGUUGUGAGAGGUGACUAACGGGAUCGGGUGGUCAGACUUGCAUACUUGGUUCCCAAUUCCGUGGUGAAUUCUUCGGAUGUCAAUCACUGAACUAUACAGCUGUCCUACAGAAGGAAUGGUUAAUAAUGGUGGUGUUAAACAACAAACAAAACAACGUCAAAA
Messenger RNA from Haliotis rubra (blacklip abalone), 3042 nucleotides. RefSeq names its product anaphase-promoting complex subunit 2-like. Gene Ontology annotation, cellular component: anaphase-promoting complex. Gene Ontology annotation, biological process: ubiquitin-dependent protein catabolic process. The record is from RefSeq and is a predicted model, not a curated record. Gene Ontology annotation, molecular function: ubiquitin protein ligase binding. NCBI's taxonomy places the organism in Eukaryota, Metazoa, Mollusca, Gastropoda, Lepetellida, Haliotidae.